UUACUCACUGCUUUACUGGCUGCUUACCUGACCGACUGACUGGCAGUUUCACAGGAAGGAAGAAGAGACUCCUGGUUGCAGAGCAGUAUGGACGAGUGUAACCUGCUGAAGGAGAGACUCCAGGCCAUCACUGAGAAGCACCGUAUUCAGGAGGACAUCAGACAGAAGAAGCUGGAACUGGAUAGAGAGAAACUCAAACUGCAGCAUCUCAAGAAAAAAGCUAUGAGGGAGCAGUGGCUGCUACAGGACUCCACUACCCACAAUGCAACAUCGCAGCAACAGAGCCUUCUGUCCGACCAGCAGCAGACCAGAGCGCUGCAGCUCAACAUCCACGGGAUGGAAAAGGAGGUGGAGUUUCUGGAGCGAGAGGAGUCGAUGAUUUCCACCAAUGAGAGCUUCAUCCUCAACAGACUGAAGGCUGUGGAGAAAAGCUCACAGGAAAUUAUUAAGGAAGCAAACGAGAACUUUGUCCCCAAACCAUCGCGGGUUGCCAUGGUGAUUCCUGAUGACCCAGAAUCUCCGUCUCCACUUGCCAAUAACCACACUGAGCUGACACCGAGAAAAAUGCUGUUUGCCAUGGAGAUCAAUGUGACUAAAAACCUGCUGACCGGGGAAAACACCGUACUUUCUACUGCGACCGUGCCACCGGAGGACUUGCACCAACACAGCGGGCUCAAAGUUUACGACGACGGCAGGAAGUGCAUCUAUACUCUGAAUCCACAAGAGGGAUCACAUGACCCAGCGUGUGUAUCUGAGCUGUCAGCCCGAGAAGUGCAACAGUUGCUGCGGAGUGCCACGGCGCAUCGCCAAUUAAACCACCAACAUCCCAGCAUCAGGGAGGAGCAGUGGAGGAGCAAGCGCCACGAUAAUGAAGACAAAGUGGAGGUGUGUGACCUCAGUGACCACAGGGGGCGCUGUGGUAACCACGUCCUCCUUCACAACACGACAGCUGAGAAAGACGUCAGCUGCGUGGAAAACUGGCAAAACUGGAGGGAAUACCAGGAAAACCCGCACAGUCGGCAGGACGAGAGACUUAACCACAGCAAACUGAGGGAACGUCAUCGCUUAGGAAACGGCAAGGAGGUGGGGUUUCACCAUGGCGACCAGAAAGGUCAUGGCUGCAGUUCUUACCAGGUGAGAAACUGUCACAGUGUUCUGGACAAUCGGCCUGUUAGCAACAGCAGCAUCAUCAGGAGCAACAGCACUCAUGGAGGCAGAACCAAUGGCUGGGCUCCGCCCAGAUCACAUGACCAGGAAGUAGUGUCCCCCUACCAAUCGCAGCUCUGCUACACCCCGGCCAAUCAUAUCCCUCUUAGCGAUUACAUCAGUGUGGAUGAGGAGGAACUUUAUUGUAACAACCCGCCCUCUUACCAGUCUGCACUGUACCGUGGCCCCACCCCUUCCGAGCGAGUGCCCUCCCCCCUCUACGGAGACGACACCCCUUACACCAUCCUCAACACCAUGGAUACCACCGAGCCAAUCACCGCCAUCUUCAUGGGCUUCCAGACGGCGCAGGACGACAGUGGGUGGGGUCAGGAGUUCGAGGGCUCGCUGAAGGCCGAGCUGGUCGUUAUCGAGGACAGUGACGAAAACGGUGAGGACAACAACAGCGUGUCGGAGGAGAGACACGCCCAACCGAGUGUCAGCGGCUUUUCAACAGGUAGCUCGGCCAAUGGGAAUGUAGGAUUUGGAGUCAAGCGGACGGCGCCAGGUAUCAAACGGACCCAGAAGAAGCAUCAACCGUGCUGUUGUGUCUCCUAACUGGACUAACCAACGCAUGAGUGACCAACACUGACUCUGAAACACUAACCACUUUGACGAGUUCAUACUGACAGGGACGUGAGACAAUGUUUGACCACUUUAUUUCACCACGAGACAGCGUUUUACAACAGGAAAAUAAAGUUUGUGCCGCUUUGUAAACUGCUCAGUUCCCCUGCACCAAAGUGCAUAGAGAAUAUAAAUGAUUUUAAGCCUCAGCACAGAGUAGUAGUCGAUCCACUGCUGCCUCCUUCAGUAAGUUCAAAUGUGUUAUUUUGUAACU
Molecule: messenger RNA, 2041 nt
Organism: Solea senegalensis (Senegalese sole)
Lineage: Eukaryota; Metazoa; Chordata; Actinopteri; Pleuronectiformes; Soleidae
Product: palmdelphin-like
Exons: 9
Coding region: 88-1761 (557 amino acids)
Biological process (GO): regulation of cell shape
Cellular component (GO): membrane; cytoplasm
Source: RefSeq, a predicted model, not a curated record